AAUGCGCGCGCGCAGUCACGGCUAGAGUUCAAUUAGUAGCUCGCUAUGAGAGGCCGCGCGCGCAUCAUUCGAGUAAUUAGGUUGUGAUUUCUGUUAUGAAAAAGGUGUUUUGUUUUGUUGUUGAAAGGAGAAAAGAGAAGAUUUAUAAGGAGGGAGAGAUUUUACGGCUCUGGGAUAGGUUUAGAUAAGGUACAGAGCAAUGGCUGAAAUAAGCAAGCACAUGUUUGAGAGCGCCUGCAGCGACCUCCACUGCAGUGUGAUUCUUCACCCGUGGGACAGGAGUUGCUGGUCUUCAUCCAUACAGACAUACAAAGAUUCAUUGAUUGGCAGCGCUCGGUUCUAUGCAAUUAUACAUUUGGCACAAAACUUAAUACGUGGCAAGAAAAUACUACAAAAAGAGGAACUAAAGAAAGCUCUAGAAUACUAUCUCAGGUCAACCCUUCUAGGGUCUCUCAUAAGCGGAACAUGUGUGUCACUUGGCUGCUUACUUAGGUUACUAUUGGGUAGAAAAUUCACCUAUUACACCUACUUGAUGAUUCCCAAUAUGAUUAAUGGGAUAUUUAUAUUAUUAGAACCCCCUUCGCGAAGAGGCCUCGUUAUCAACUUAUUCAGUAACUUGGUAAUUGAAUACUGGUUACAAUCACUACACCGUUCAGGAUUUUUGGCGCUAACAAAAUCGAAGCAAACAUUUUUGUUCAUGUUGGGUAGUUCUAUCCUCUUCUAUCUCAUGCGAUUAGAGGGAGACAAGGAGAAGAGAACACCCUUAUUAUGGUUAUUUACACCGGAGAAAGUGCGAAGAAAAACGGACGAUUCCAAGAACGUGUGUCCUCACAAUGGGCCCUGUUUGAAGUAUAUUUUUAAGGGUACAUCAAUCUAUUUCGGCGCUGGUUUAGCACUAACGUUGGCUAAGACUGUACUACCACGGCUCGGGAACCCCUUGAAGGCUCUAUCGAGUAUUCGUGGCAGACACUUCAAAAUGGCCAUGUUCUUCGGAAGCUAUAUCGGUAUCUACAGAGCUGUCAUCUGCUACCUGUGCCGUAAGCGCGGUUAUGACUCAGCAAUGUACGCAUUACCAGCUGGAUACAUCGCAGGUUUAUCGUUUCUAUUCAAGCCGAACCUUGGAUUCGCGAUCGCAGCAUUAACGGGAGCGUUCAAGAUCUACUCCACAACACUAUACGAAAAGAAGAUAUUACCAGAGAAUAUUCCUCUUCCUCUUAUUAUGUACUGUGUCUGUCAAGGGAUCUUGUUUCACACACGUUUCAUGCACCCAGACGUUUGUCCCAGUUAUGUAGUCAACCUUAUAAAGAGCGUUAGUAAUGGAAGAUCUGAAAUACUCUACAAGAACAUGUUAGAAGCAGUGAAGAGAUCCUUAUGAAAAUAAUUUUAACCUUAGGUUAAGGUGAAUGGCUUUACUUUAAUAGUGUAAUUAGAAUAAUAUUAAGAUUUAUAAUUAAAGGUGCUGAUCAAAGAUAUUGCUUUAAUGUUAAUAUAUUAUGUAUUUGAAUAACUUCGAAAUAUGUUUAGAUAUAUUGAAGUUUAAAUGGUAAGUGAUAGCUUCAUACAGUUUAUAAC
Colias croceus (clouded yellow) is the source of this 1572-nucleotide messenger RNA. Its product is annotated as transmembrane protein 135-like. The record is from RefSeq and is a predicted model, not a curated record. Bases 200 to 1375 code for a protein of 391 amino acids. Lineage: Eukaryota; Metazoa; Arthropoda; Insecta; Lepidoptera; Pieridae. The transcript is spliced from 10 exons.